AUCUCACUGUGUUUGAAGGAAUUUAUUUGACAGUCAGGGCAUCAGUCAGAGUCCAGCCUACAAUCAGCCAGCUCAGACCUAGAUCAGCUCUUCAACUCCCCUCUGCCACUGAGAGCACCGUGGCACUAACCCGCAGCGAGCUUGUUGACCGAAGCCAACCCUGAGGCCCCUGCACAAAGACUGCACUGCUCCUGCCCCCACUAGCAGCGACACAGAGAUGGGGUUUGCCUUUAAGAUCCUGCUCCUGUUGGUGGCGGUGACCCUGGAGGGGGGCGACUGCGGCAUCUUUGUGAAGACCAUCCGCCAGCGGCGGGCGCUGCUGCCCAAUGCCACGUCUGGCCGCCCGACCACCUUCAACCACGUUUACAACAUCAGGCUGCCUUACUGCAAGAACUGUUCAGCCAACAUCGCCAAACCCCUGGCCCGCAUCUUCGAGGCUCAGGACGAGGCCAGGGACGACCAGAGGUUUGAGCACACCAUCGACCCCACCAACCAGGUGGUCUUCACCCACAGGAUCAACAUCCCCCCGCAGGUUUGCGGCUGCGAUGAGAUCCAGGCUCUGUUGAACCGCCUGCAGGCUCUUGAGAAGCAGAUCGCCACACUCGAGCAGCAGUGCUCCAGCAGUAAAUGUUGUGGAAUGGAGCGUGCGCUGGACUGUGGGGCUCACGGGACGUUCAGCCCCUCCAGCUGCAGCUGCGUUUGUGACCAGGGCUGGACUGGGCCGACUUGUGCCAAGGUCAACUGCCCCGUCAGCUGCCACCCUCCGCAGGGAGACUGUGUGGACGGCCAGUGCGUUUGUCGCCAGGGCUUCACGGGCAAAGACUGCAGCAAGGAGCUCUGCCCCGGCGACUGUAAUGACCAGGGACGCUGUAUUGAUGAUGAGUGCGUCUGUUUCCCGGGGUACACGGGUUAUGGCUGUACCGAACAGAGCUGCCCUGGUAACUGCAGCGGGCAUGGCCGCUGUGUUGGUGGCAGCUGUGACUGCAACAAGGGCUACUCUGGCUUUGACUGCGGUCUUGAAGAUUGUCCGAGAGACUGCAGCGGGCACGGGCGCUGCGUCAGUGGGAAGUGCGUCUGUCGCACAGGCUUCUCAGGGCAGGACUGCAGCCUUCAGGCCUGUCCCAGUAACUGUCACCACCGAGGGAGCUGUGUCAAUGGGAAGUGCGUCUGCAGGAAAGGCUUCGCUGGGCCCGCCUGUGGGGACCAGAUCUGUCCCGAGAACUGUAGCAAGCGAGGGCGAUGUGUCAACGGGAAAUGUGUCUGUAAUACAGGCUAUUCGGGACCUGCCUGUGGAGUCCAGACUUGUCCCGAAAACUGUAACAAGCGAGGGCGAUGUGUCAACGGGAAAUGUGUCUGUAAUACAGGCUAUUCGGGGCCUGCCUGUGGGGACCAGACCUGCCCUGAGGACUGUAACAAGCGAGGGCGAUGUGUCAGUGGGAAGUGUGUCUGUAAUACAGGCUAUUCAGGGCCCGCCUGUGGGGACCAGACCUGUCCCGAGAACUGUAACAAGCGAGGGCGAUGUGUCAGUGGGAAGUGUGUCUGUAAUACAGGCUAUUCGGGGCCCGCCUGUGGGGACCAGACCUGCCCUGAGAACUGUAACAAGCGAGGGCGAUGUGUCAGUGGGAAGUGUGUCUGUAAUACAGGCUAUUCGGGGCCCGCCUGUGGGGACCAGACCUGUCCCGAGAACUGUAACAAGCGAGGGCGAUGUGUCAGUGGGAAGUGUGUCUGUAAUACAGGCUAUUCGGGGCCCGCCUGUGGGGACCAGACCUGCCCUGAGAACUGUAACAAGCGAGGGCGAUGUGUCAGUGGGAAGUGUGUCUGUAAUACAGGCUAUUCGGGGCCCACCUGUGGAGUCCAGACCUGCCCUGAGGACUGUAACAAGCGAGGGCGAUGUGUCAGUGGGAAGUGUGUCUGUAAUACAGGCUAUUCGGGGCCCGCCUGUGGGGACCAGACCUGCCCUGAGGACUGUAGCAAGCGAGGGCGAUGUGUCAGUGGGAAGUGUGUCUGUAAUACAGGCUAUUCGGGGCCUGCCUGUGGGGACCAGACCUGCCCUGAGGACUGUAACAAGCGAGGGCGAUGUGUCAGUGGGAAGUGUGUCUGUAAUACAGGCUAUUCGGGGCCCGCCUGUGGGGACCAGACCUGCCCUGAGAACUGUAACAAGCGAGGGCGAUGUGUCAGUGGGAAGUGUGUCUGUAAUACAGGCUAUUCGGGACCUGCCUGUGGGGACCAGACCUGUUUGAACAACUGUAGCAGCCAAGGACGCUGUGUUGAUGGGACAUGCGCCUGCAAGGAUGGUUUCACAGGAGACGAUUGCUCAAUCAAAAUCCCAGCUGCACUUCGGCUUCAUGUGAAGAAAGUUCUGGAGAACAAGGUGAUCGUGGGCUGGGAUCUGCCAAAGGUUCCAGUUGAUGCCUGGGAGAUUACCUUCCGCGCCUUGAAGGAGGAUGAUGGCCAGCUGACCAAUCUCGUGGCUGGCUCCAAGAGCACCUUCCAGCAGACAGGCCUGGCUUCAGGGCAGGAGUACGAGGUGACACUGCGGGCCAAGAAGAACAAGAAACUGGGGCCGUCUGUCUCAAGGACCCUGACUACAUUGAUCGAUGGGCCCCAGAAUCUCCACGUGGUUUCAACGACAAACUCCACCAUCGAGCUGGGCUGGAAAAAGCCACUGGCCUCCAUUGAUCGAUACCGCCUGAACUACCUAUCAGCGACAGGCAAGCGCAGUCAGGUGGUGGUACCAGCCAGUAACAGCAGUGUUGUUCUGACCGGGCUCGAGGCUGGCGUUGAACACACCAUCUCCCUGGUCGGGGAGAGAGGCCAACACCAGAGCAAGGCCGCUGCCACCAAAGGAACUACUGUGAUCGACAGUCCCAGGAGCCUGCGUGUUGUCACAGUGACAGACUCCAGCAUCAGGCUGCAGUGGGAGAAGUCUGUCGCUCGUGUUGGCCAUUACCACAUUGUAUACACCUCCAAGACGGGGAAGCGGGGAGAGCUGAGGGUGCCUGGGAAGAACAACACAGCUACCUUGGUACAGUUGGAGGAUGGCACCAAGUAUGCCAUCUCUUUGGUGGGUGAGCAGGGGACAAUGAAGAGCAAGCCAGUGAUCAUCAUGGCGACCACUGAAGGUGGCACCCAGGGCAAACUGGCUGGAGGGUACUUAUUGCCUACAGCAGCUGCCAGUGAGAACCAGCUUAUCCAGGACAUCUCCAGGACCAUCUCCAAGAAGAUCACGGCUAGUGAGCUGUCAGCUGCCGAUGUGCACCCGAUGAUGCGGUCUGUCAUUCGGCGCUACCCAGCCUUUGUCAAAAGUGCCAUAGUCUCUGCGAAGGUGCUCCUCAGCAUGCCACCUGCCAAAGUCCGAGUCAGCUUAGGGAAGGGACAGAAAGCUGAGGGGCCCAAAAUCCAACAAGCUUCCUCUGGGGAAGGACCAGGAAGACGCAGAAGUCCUGGGAUAGAGAUACCUGGCUCCCCUGCAGUUUCGCAGACAACAAAGCUUAGGAAAGGAACUGCAGUCUCUCCCAGUCCCCAGCAAAUCCACAAAGGAGUCGGGAUAUCUGAGCCAAACAAGCAGGAGAUUCCUGGAGGGAAGGAGAAAGCAAAAAUCAAAGGCUCACCCCAAUUAACUUCUAAACUCUAUCCAUCUCCUCUGGUGAGUGCCAGGGGUACCUCAGUUUCUACCAACUCAGCCCCAGGCUCCAAGGAACCCCGACAAACCCCAGCACCGCACGGCACCCCCAGCCACGCUGACCUGUCCUGGGACACUACAGAAGGCUUGUUCAGUAUGUCGCUUCUGAAAAACAGAGAUCCCUCCGCAAACACUGUCCAGUCUGAGAGCCUCCAGGGUGGUGACCAAUGGGUGGCCAACAUCGCAGGUCCGACUAUUGGAAAAACCCAUGAAGUCUCUCAUCAUGGAACAUCUGGGAAUAAUCCUUCCCAACCCAUUCACAUUCCACAAACUGCAGAGCAAGUAGCUCGUUUUCGCAACGUGACGGUUAGGGACGUUACUGCCAAGGCCUUCCGCCUGUCUUGGAAGGUUCCAGAAGGGGCCUUCGACUCUUUUGUAAUCCAAUACAGGGCGGUGACAGGCUCCCCACGCUGGGAGGAGCGGAAGGUGCAAGGGCGAUACCGCUCAGUGGUCAUCAAGGGCCUGGAAGAUGGUACUGACUACAUGGUCAGGCUGUACGGAGUCCGGGAGGGACAGCGCACUGGGCCGACCAGCCUCACAGUGAGCACAGAGGCAGUAAAACUGGGCAAUGUGUCCAGCUCUAACAUCACGGCUAACUCCCUCCAACUCUCCUGGACCGUGGACAGGGACCGCUUUGAUUCCUUUUUAAUCCAGUACAGAGUCCAGGGAUCUGAGGAGACCCAGAACAUCACAGUCACGAGCGGACAACGAUCCCACCUCAUCAUAGGCCUCAAGCCUACUACCAGAUACACCAUCUAUCUCUACGGGAUUUCUGAUGGCGUAAGGACAGAGCCAUUAUCCACUACUGUGACCACCACAGCAGAGGUGCAGCCACAGCGAGGUGAAGUGAGGGACGUCACGGUAUCAAACAUCACGGCCCAAUCCUUCCAGCUCUCAUGGGUUACUGAGGGAGAAUAUGAAUCCUUCUUCAUUGAGUACAGAGCCGGGGAGGAACGCAAAGUGCACAAGUUCACGGUUCCUGGUGACCAUCGAUCGACGGUCAUCGCAGGCCUCAGGCCUACCACCAAGUACACCCUCCACCUCUCCGCGGUUUCGGCUGGUCAGCGCACUUCUCCGCUCACCGUGACCGCCACCACCACAGCCUCUGGGAAAAAGCCGAGUGACAAGAUGAAACCAGGUCAGUUAACGGCUGUGAAUGUCACAUCGGACUCCGUGCAGCUGUCCUGGCCUCCUCAGAAAGGUGUUGACUUUUAUAUCCUCCAGUACAGAGUCCGGUCUUCUGCAGCGGUACAAAACGUCACGCUAACUGGUGGCUAUCGUUCCUUCAUCAUCACAGGCCUCACUCCUGCCACUAAAUACCUCUUCUCCCUGUAUAGUGUCUCCAGAGGCCAGCACAAAAAGCCGCUGCUCCUUUCAUUAACCACAAAAGCUUCUCCAGGGAUGGACAGACCCAAACCGCAGAAAGAGAUUAAACUGGGCGCUCUGUCGGUUUCUGAAGUCACGGCCAACUCUGCUGUGUUCUCCUGGACUGCGAAGGAGGGAUUUGAUGCCUUUCUAAUACAGUACAGAGUGCACAGCUCCGGGGCUGUGAGGAACUUCACCGUCACCGGUGGCAACCGCUCAGCAGCUAUCACAGGCCUGAGGCCUAGCACCAAGUACACUCUCCAUGUCCAUGGGGUUUCCAAUGGAAAACAUACAAAGCCACUGAGCAGAGUUAUUACCACAAAAGCUUCCAAAGAUAAAGAGGCUGUAAAACUGGGCAAUGUGUCCAGCUCUAACAUCACGGCUAACUCCCUCCGACUCUCCUGGACCGUGGACAGGGACCGCUUUGACUCCUUUUUAAUCCAGUACAGAGUCCAGGGAUCUGAGGAGACCCAGAACAUCACAGUCACGGGUGGACAACGAUCCCACCUCAUCGUAGGCCUCAAGCCUACUACCAGAUACACCAUCUAUCUCUACGGGAUUUCUGAUGGCAUAAGGACAGAGCCAUUAUCCACUACUGUGACCACCACAGAGGGAGAAACUACAUCACCAGUUCAACUGGGCAACGUGUCCAGCUCUAACAUCACGGCUAACUCCCUCCGACUCUCCUGGACCGUGGACAGGGACCACUUUGACUCCUUUUUAAUCCAGUACAGAGUCCGGGGCUCUGAGGAGACCCAGAACAUCACAGUCACAGGCGGACAACGAUCCCACCUCAUUGUAGGCCUCAAGCCUACUACCAGAUACACCAUCUAUCUCUACGGGGUCUUCAAUGGCAAACGCAGCAAACCCUUGACUGCUGCUGUGACCACCACAGCCUCCACAGAUAAAGAGGGUCAGAGAGCGGUCACGGACCGGGGCAAUGUCUCAGUGUCUAAGGUCACUGCGGACUCCCUCAAACUCUCCUGGGAAAUGGAGAAAUCCUACGAUUCCAUCCUCAUCGAGUACCGCCCGGAGGGGUCGGAAGAUGACAGCGAGCUCCCGGUGACCGGUGACCAUCGAUCAGCUGUCAUCACAGGCCUGACGCCUAGUACCACCUACAGGCUGUAUGUGUACGGUCUGUCUGGUGACCAACGCAGCAGACCACUGACCACCUCGGCCAAGACUGCAGCCUCUGCAGUUAAAGACACAGUGAAGCCACAUAAACUUGGCGAACUUUCUGUCUCUCACAUCACGAAUCAGUCCUUCAGACUCUCCUGGACGGCGAGCAAAGGCUUUGAUUCCUUUCUGAUCCAGUACAGCACUGCAGAGCCCCAGGGAGUGUACAACCUAACCGUGACUGGGGACCAAAGGUCAGCCUUCAUCAAAGGCCUGAGGCCUACCACCAUCUACACUGUCCGACUGUAUGGGGUCGCUAAGGGCCAGCGCACAAAGACACUGACCAGUCAAGCGACCACCGCAGCUCUGACAGACAAGGCCCUGGUCAAACCUGUUAAACUGGGCCCUCUUUCCGUUUCCACCGUGACAGCUGACUCGGUGCGGGUCUCCUGGACGACAGAGUUGGCCUUUGGUUCCUUCCUGAUUGAGUACAGAGUCGUGGGAUCCCAGAGCGUGCAGAAUGUGACGGUGAUGGCCCAUCGCCGCUCCUACCUCCUCACAGGCCUGAGGCCUAGCACCAAAUACACCGUCACGGUCUAUGGGAUUUCCAGAGGCCAGCGCACAGCACUGUCAACAUCUGUCAUAACCACAAGAGCCUUCACAGAUAAAGAGGGUCAGAGAGCGGUCACGGACCUGAGCAAUGUCUCAGUGUCUAAGGUCACAGCCGACUCCCUCAAACUCUCCUGGGAAAUGGAGAAAUCCUACGAUUCCUUCCUCAUCGAGUACCGCCCGGAGGGUUCGGAGGAUGUGAGCGAGCUCCCGGUGACCGGUGACCAUCGAUCGGCUGUCAUCACAGAUCUGAGGCCUAGUACCACCUACAGGCUGUAUGUGUACGGUCUGUCUGGUGACCAACGCAGCAGACCACUGACCACCUGGGCCAAGACUGCAGCUCUGACGGACAAGGCCCUGGUCAAACCUGUUAAACUGGGCACUCUUUCCGUUUCCACGGUGACAGCUGACUCGGUGCGGGUCUCCUGGACGACAGAGUUGGCCUUUGGUUCCUUCCUGAUUGAGUACAGAGUCGUGGGAUCCCAGAGCGUGCAGAAUGUGACGGUGAUGACCCAUCGCCGCUCCUACCUCCUCACAGGCCUGAGGCCUAGCACCAAAUACACCGUCACGGUCUAUGGGAUUUCCAGAGGCCAGCGCACAGCACUGUCAACAUCUGUCAUAACCACAAGAGCCUCCACAGACAAAGAGGGUCAGAGAGCGGUCACGGACCUGAGCAAUGUCUCAGUGUCUAAGGUCUCAGCCGACUCCCUCAAACUCUCCUGGGAAAUGGAGAAAUCCUACGAUUCCUUCCUCAUCCAGUACCGCCCGGAGGGUUCGGAGGAUGUGAGCGAGCUCCCGGUGACCGGAGACCAUCGAUCAGCUGUCAUCACAGGCCUGACGCCUAGUACCACCUACAGGCUGUAUGUGUACGGUCUGUCUGGUGACCAACGCAGCAGACCACUGACCACCUGGGCCAAGACUGCAGCUCUGACAGACAAGGCCCUGGUCAAACCUGUUAAACUGGGCCCUCUUUCCGUUUCCGCGGUGACAGCUGACUCGGCGCGCAUCUCCUGGACGACAGAGUUGGCCUUUGGUUCCUUCCUGAUUGAGUACAGAGUCGUGGGAUCCCAGAGCGUGCAGAAUGUGACGGUGAUGGCCCAUCGCCGCUCCUACCUCCUCACAGGCCUGAGGCCUAGCACCAAAUACACCGUCACGGUCUAUGGGAUUUCCAGAGGCCAGCACACAGCACUGUCAACAUCUGUCAUAACCACAAGAGCCUCCACAGACAAAGAGGGUCAGAGAGCGGUCACGGACCUGAGCAAUGUCUCAGUGUCUAAGGUCACAGCCGACUCCCUCAAGCUCUCCUGGGAAAUGGAGAAAUCCUACGAUUCGUUCCUCAUCGAGUACCGCCCGGAGGGUUCGGAGGAUGUGAGCGAGCUCCCGGUGACCGGAGACCAUCGAUCAGCUGUCAUCACAGGCCUGACGCCUAGUACCACCUACAGGCUGUAUGUGUACGGUCUGUCUGGUGACCAACGCAGCAGACCACUGACCACCUGGGCCAAGACUGCAGCUCUGACAGACAAGGCCCUGGUCAAACCUGUUAAACUGGGCCCUCUUUCCGUUUCCACCGUGACAGCUGACUCGGUGCGGGUCUCCUGGACGACAGAGUUGGCCUUUGGUUCCUUCCUGAUUGAGUACAGAGUCGUGGGAUCCCAGAGCGUGCAGAAUGUGACGGUGAUGACCCAUCGCCGCUCCUACCUCCUCACAGGCCUGAGGCCUAGCACCAAAUACACCGUCACGGUCUAUGGGAUUUCCAGAGGCCAGCACACAGCACUGUCAACAUCUGUCAUAACCACAAGAGCCUCCACAGAUAAAGAGGGUCAGAGAGCGGUCACGGACCUGAGCAAUGUCUCAGUGUCUAAGGUCUCAGCGGACUCCCUCAAACUCUCCUGGGAAAUGGAGAAAUCCUACGAUUCCUUCCUCAUCGAGUACCGCCCGGAGGGGUCGGAAGAUGUGAGCGAGCUCCCGGUGACCGGAGACCAUCGAUCAGCUGUCAUCACAGGCCUGAGGCCUAGUACCACCUACAGGCUGUAUGUCUCCGGUCUGUCUGGUGACCAACGCAGCAGACCACUGACCACCUGGGCCAAGACUGCAGCUCUGACAGACAAGGCCCUGGUCAAACCUGUUAAACUGGGCACUCUUUCCAUAUCCGCGGUGACAGCUGACUCGGCGCGCAUCUCCUGGACGACAGAGUUGGCCUUUGGUUCCUUCCUGAUUGAGUACAGAGUCGUGGGAUCCCAGAGCGUGCAGAAUGUGACGGUGAUGGCCCAUCGCCGCUCCUACCUCCUCACAGGCCUGAGGCCUAGCACCAAAUACACCAUCACCGUCUAUGGGAUUUCCAGAGGCCAGCGCACAGCACUGUCAACAUCUGUCAUAACCACAAGAGCCUCCACAGACAAAGAGGGUCAGAGAGCGGUCACGGACCUGAGCAAUGUCUCAGUGUCUAAGGUCACAGCGGACUCCCUCAAACUCUCCUGGGAAACGGAGAAAUCCUACGAUUCCUUCCUCAUCGAGUACCGUCCGGAGGGGUCGGAAGAUGUGAGCGAGCUCCCGGUGACCGGAGACCAUCGAUCAGCUGUCAUCACAGGCCUGACGCCUAGUACCACCUACAGGCUGCAUGUCUACGGUCUGUCUGGUGACCAACGCAGCAGACCACUGACCACCUGGGCCAAGACUGCAGACAAGGCCCUGGUCAAACCUGUUAAACUGGGCACUCUUUCCGUUUCCACGGUGACAGCUGACUCGGUGCGGGUCUCCUGGACGACAGAGUUGGCCUUUGGUUCCUUCCUGAUUGAGUACAGAGUCGUGGGAUCCCAGAGCGUGCAGAAUGUGACGGUGAUGGCCCAUCGCCGCUCCUACCUCCUCACAGGCCUGAGGCCUAGCACCAAAUACACCGUCACGGUCUAUGGGAUUUCCAGAGGCCAGCGCACAGCACUGUCAACAUCUGUCAUAACCACAAGAGCCUCCACAGAUAAAGAGGGUCAGAGAGCGGUCACGGACCUGAGCAAUGUCUCAGUGUCUAAGGUCACAGCGGACUCCCUCAAACUCUCCUGGGAAACGGAGAAAUCCUACGAUUCCUUCCUCAUCGAGUACCGCCCGGAGGGGUCGGAAGAUGUGAGCGAGCUCCCGGUGACCGGAGACCAUCGAUCAGCUGUCAUCACAGGCCUGAGGCCUAGUACCACCUACAGGCUGUAUGUCUCCGGUCUGUCUGGUGACCAACGCAGCAGACCACUGACCACCUGGGCCAAGACUGCAGCUCUGACAGACAAGGCCCUGGUCAAACCUGUUAAACUGGGCCCUCUUUCCAUAUCCGCGGUGACAGCUGACUCAGCGCGGGUCUCCUGGACGACAGAGUUGGCCUUUGGUUCCUUCCUGAUUGAGUACAGAGUCGUGGGAUCCCAGAGUGUGCAGAAUGUGACGGUGAUGGCCCAUCGCCGCUCCUACCUCCUCACAGGCCUGAGGCCUAGCACCAAAUACACCGUCACGGUCUAUGGGAUUUCCAGAGUCCAGCGCACAGCACUGUCAACAUCUGUCGUAACCACAAGAGCCUCUGCAGUUAAGGACACAGUGAAGCCACAUAAACUUGGCGAACUUUCUGUCUCUCACAUCACGAAUCAGUCCUUCAGACUCUCCUGGACGGCGAGCAAAGGCUUUGAUUCCUUUCUGAUCCAGUACAGCACUGCAGAGCCCCAGGGAGUGUACAACCUAACCGUGACUGGGGACCAAAGGUCAGCCUUCAUCAAAGGCCUGAGGCCUACCACCAUCUACACUGUCCGACUGUAUGGGGUCGCUAAGGGCCAGCGCACAAAGCCACUGACCAGUCAAGCGACCACCGCAGCUUCCACAGGAUCGGUUGUCAUGGAGCCCAGCGAGAGGAAGGAGCUGGGCAGCCUUUCUGCUUUGGCACUGACACCUCACUCGGUCAGACUGUCCUGGACGACCCACAGAGACUAUGACUCCUACGUCGUGCAGUACAGAGCCCAGGGGUCAGAGCUGGUGCAGAAACAGUCUCUGAGAGGCCACAGUCAAUCACACGUCAUCACAGGCCUCAGGCCUACCACCAAGUACACCUUCUACCUCUACGGAGUUUUGAGUGGCCGUCACACAACGCCCCUGUCCACUACCAUCACCACUGCAGGCUCCACGGACGAAGUUAGUCCAACAGCGAGGGCCCCGGUCCCACCCGGUGUAUCUCACAUCACAGCACACUCUCUGCAACUCGCCUGGACCGUGGGCCGAGUGUAUGAAUACUUUCUAAUCCAGUACCGAGCCCACGGCUCCCAGAGUUGGAGCAAUCUGACCGUGGCUGGAGAUCAGAGGUCAUUCUUCAUCACAGGCCUCAGGCCGAGCACCAAAUACACCAUCUAUCUCUACGGGGCCUUUCAAAGCCAAGUCACAAAACUGACGGCCUUUGUGGCUUCCACCACAGUGAAGGAAGGUGUAAGGCCCACUCAGGUGAAGGCCCUGGGCAGCCUCUCCGUCUCUAACAUCACAGCUGAUUCUUUGGAGCUCUCCUGGUCGACACCGUGGGCCUUUGACUCCUACGUCAUUCAGUACAGAGCCCAGGGCUCCGAGGACGUGAGGAAGCUCCGGGUGUCUGGUAAACGUCGAUCGUAUGUCCUUGUAGGCCUCAAGCCUACCACCAAGUACACCAUCUACAUCUAUGGAGUGUACAGGGGCCGUCACGCCAGCCCGCUAUCAAUCGUCGUGAUGACUACAGUUUCCAUAGAUACCAAUGGUGUAAAGCCCAGCAGGCUGAGUAAACUGAUCCGCCUUUCAGGGAACAAUGUCACACAGGAUUCCCUCCAAAUCUUUUGGGCUGCCGAAAGUGGCUUUGAUUCCUUUCUGAUCCAGUACAGAGUGGAAGGAUCUGAGGAGGUGCAGAACUUCACAGUGCCUGCUCAUCAACAUUCGUCCUUCAUUGAAGGCCUGAGGCCUGGUACCAAGUACCUGAUCUCUCUCUCUGGGCUCUCUGGCAGCAGACGGACUAGGCCACUAACCACUGUAAUAACCACUGCAGCUUCAGCAGAGAAAGAGUUGGUGAAAUCCGGCACGUUUGGGAGCCUUUCGUUCUCGAAUAUCACAGCUGACUCCUUCCUCCUUUCGUGGUCAGCUGACACUGUCUUUGACUCCUUCCUGAUACAGUAUAAAGCUCAGGAGUCUGAACUUCUGCAGAAUGUCACGGUAACAGGUGAUCGCCGUUCGGCCCUCAUCACAGGCCUAAGGCCUACGACCAACUACACCAUUUACCUCUAUGGGGUGUCCAGUGGCCAACCGUCCAGACCAUUGGUGGCUCUUUUGACCAUCACAGCGGUUCCUGUUCACACUGUCGGUGUCAGUGCCCUGGGAAGGCUGUCAGUCUCUGAUGUCAACACUCGCAGCCUUAAGCUCAGCUGGGCCGUGGAGGAAGGGGGCUUUGACUCUUUCUUGGUCCAAUACAGAGACUCCAACGGGCAGCUGGAGGUCAAGGAGGUCACGGUGCCAGGCAACCUCCGUAGCGUCUCCAUCACCGACCUCACCCCCAACACCGAGUACCUCGUCUCUCUCUAUGGCGUGUUACAGAACCGGCGAACAGAGCCCAUUCCCAUUGUGGCACGAACAGCUCAAGAGAGCCCGAGCAGACUGAGUUUCUCCGACCUCACAGACAGCUCAGUCACUGUCCACUGGGCAGCACUGUCAGCCCCUGUCGACAACUUUAAGAUCUCCUACGUCCCAAGAAAGCGAGGUGAAUUGAGGAGCGUGGUGAUCGAUGGCACAAAGACCAGCAUUACUCUGAGGGACCUGCUCCCAGAUACUCCGUAUGAGGUCACCCUGGUGUUCGUGCGGGGGCCCACUGAGAGUCCUGCCAUCCUGGACCGCUUCACUACCGCCCCAGAUGCUCCAACUGAUCUGAAAGCUGUUAAUGUGACCGAAGUGAUGGCUCUCUUGGUUUGGAGACCCGCGAUUGCUCCCAUCGACCGCUACACCAUCACCUACAGCAGCAAAGCUGGUCCCUCUGUCAGCCAGGAUGUCUCCGGUAACUCAGCUGAACUGCAGCUGACCGAUCUCAGUGUGAACACUGAGUACACAGCAGAUAUCUACAGUGUCAGUGGAAAUAGGAGCAGUUCGAGAAUCUCUACCAGUUUUGUCACUGGUUCCGAUCUGCCGAAGGACCUGACGGUGAGUGACAUCUCAUCGAAUGAAGGCCUGGUCUCCUGGAAGAGCCCAAGAGCCCCGGUGACUGGAUAUCUGCUGCUGUACGGGACUGGAGAGGACCUGACUCAGCAAGUCCGACUGGAUGGCACCGAGGUAAACCACAGAUUGCGCCAGCUGCUGCCCAGCACCGGCUACACCGUCAAGCUGCACGCCUUGCGGGACAGUGAGAGGGCGACCGCCGUGACCACACACUUCAACACAGCUGGUGCACACAUCCCAUUCCCAAAGGAUUGCGGAGAGGAGCUCAGUAAUGGAAGGACAGAAUCCAGCAUCGUCACACUGUAUCUGAACAGAGACAAAGACAAGCCAAUCAAAGCUUACUGUGACAUGGAGACCGAUGGCGGGGGCUGGCUAGUUUUCCAGAGGAGAAUGAACGGCAAGACCAAAUUCAUCAAGAACUGGAAGGCCUAUGAGACAGGUUUUGGAGACUUGGCUGGGGAACACUGGCUGGGGCUGAAAAAACUUCACCAGCUCACAGCACAGCAACAUUACGAACUCCGUGUGGAUCUGAGGAGCGGCCAGGAAUCGGCCUACGCUACCUACGAUAACUUUGUGGUGGAGGGCCCAGCCCAGAGAUACAAACUGAGAUUGGGGAAAUAUUCUGGGAAUGCCGGGAACUCACUCUCCUACCAUCACGGCAGUAACUUCACCACUGUGGACGCAGACAAUGAUGAGGCCCUCACUAACUGUGCUGUAUCUUAUCGGGGAGGCUGGUGGUAUAAAAACUGUCAUCGUGUUAAUCUCAACGGAGAGUAUGGAAACAACAGAGACCAUCAGGGUGUGAACUGGUUCAGCUGGAAAGGCUUCGAGUUCUCCAUACCCUUCACUGAGAUGAAGAUCAGGCCUCAUAAGGUUGUCAGGACCAUCAGGAAAGAGUGAGGAUGUGGGGAAGGCACCUCCAAUGGACAAUUCUAAAGCUCGCAGCUAAUUCUUCUGCCCGGACUUUCCGACGUUACUGCGGUCGGCAUGAAGCCUACGAUUUUUUUUAAGCCUCCGUUCCUGUUCUGCUGGGAUCUGGGCCGUACGACCUUUGACCCCAUCAACAACAAGAUCAAUACCACCGUAUGGCCUCUCACUCGCUGGCUUGGGAUUGUGCAGUUCCAAAAUUAUUCACCCAAAUUAAAAAUAGAGUUAAGCAAAAGAAAGAAUGGGGUGUGGGGACGUUGGGGUGGGGAGCCUCCAAAAAAGUCUCAAGACUAUAGGUGGCGCUGUUUUCUGAUCACCAGCCUCUUGUAUCUCUGCUGCUUUAUAGUAUAUGAGUGCUCGGGUCAAUCUAUUAAUACCAAAAACUGCCCCCAUUGCAUUUUAAAGAGAUUUAACUUGAUGAAUUUUGUUUGAAGUUAUUUUGUAUGUUUUUUUCUCCUGUUAUUUUGAAAUACAUUUGU
Stegostoma tigrinum is the source of this 14352-nucleotide messenger RNA. RefSeq names its product tenascin-X-like. The transcript is spliced from 49 exons. Lineage: Eukaryota; Metazoa; Chordata; Chondrichthyes; Orectolobiformes; Stegostomatidae. Bases 218 to 13846 code for a protein of 4542 amino acids. Gene Ontology annotation, molecular function: protein binding. The record is from RefSeq and is a predicted model, not a curated record.